Molecule: messenger RNA, 405 nt
Organism: Symbiodinium natans
Lineage: Eukaryota; Dinophyceae; Suessiales; Symbiodiniaceae
Source: the annotation of a GenBank genome assembly
AUGUGGAACCGGGGAUACACCAUGCGCGCUGCCCAGAUUCAGCUGAGACCUGCGAAUGUGGACGGUGACGCCUACGUGGCGGCCUUUGCGCAGACGCAGCUGCGGCGGCCAGGUCCGGCGGCUGCAGCCAUGGACCGAACAGGCAGACCACAGUUUUACAUUCGCCCGGGCUUGGUCGACAUGGCCGCGCUGAACAAGCUCGAGCAGCAAAAGAUGGACCUCCGCUUCCGCCGCGAGCGCCUCGAUGAGCAGCGAAGACAGCGGUACCCAAUCCCAUCGCAGGUCGAGUACACAGACAUGAUGAAUUCGCAAGUGCAAGGUUUCUGGCGCCUUCAGAACCAGAUCAUAACAACGCAGAUCAUGGAGUUCAGCCCGUCCUUUUUGGCGGCAACCUUGAUUACCUAG